Molecule: messenger RNA, 662 nt
Organism: Oryzias melastigma (Indian medaka)
Lineage: Eukaryota; Metazoa; Chordata; Actinopteri; Beloniformes; Adrianichthyidae
Gene: pclaf
Product: PCNA clamp associated factor
Exons: 4
Coding region: 150-503 (117 amino acids)
Biological process (GO): regulation of cell cycle; translesion synthesis
Cellular component (GO): nucleus
Molecular function (GO): chromatin binding
Source: RefSeq, a predicted model, not a curated record
GACUUCCACAACCCUGCUUUUACUUCUUCCUGGUUACAACCAGUGAAGAAGAAAACUCCCGCCCCAUCCGCUCCACUUUUAAACCAAGGCGGGACGCCUGCACUUUUGCUCCAUUUCGUAAGCGCUUUAUUAACUUUUUCCUGGCCAAAAUGGUGAGAACAAAAGCCGACAGUGUCCCUGGAUCCUACAGAAAAGCGGUUGCAGCGUCUGCACCCCGAAAAUCCCUGGGCUCCAGCUCAGCCAACUCGCCCUCCUCCAGCAGUGGCUCCCCCACCGCCGCUAAGAACAAAUACGCUGGCGGGAACCCUGUGUGCCCCCGUCCUACCCCGACCUGGCAGAAGGGCAUUGGGGACUUCUUUGGGGGACCUCCCAGGAAGCCAGAGAAAGAAAACCAGAAGCCUCAAGAGGUUGAGGAUGGUGAAGAGGCUGGGGGCAGUGGGAUGUCAAAGGCCAGCAGGAAGUCCAGACCUCUCCCUCCUGAAGAUGAAGAGGAUGAUGAUUGAUUGAUCUAUCUUGCUUCUUUCUGGCUCUUCCGAUGUACAUCUGUAUAUAAAUUUCCAAUGAAUUCAUUUGUAUAGUCAACCAUUGUUUCUAACUGGUGUUUAAAUGAGCUUUGUGUCAUCAGUUUGACUGUUUUCUAAUAAAACGUUUUAAACAUGAAA